AGAAACAAAACCCACUAGGGCUUUUCUUUUUCCCCAAUUAAUUCAUCCACCCUAUAUAUAAUCCAAUAACAUUUCAAUCAUCAGCUCAUCGUCUCCAUCUUCAAACUACAAGAAAUCAUGGCGAAAGGUCCUGGUCUCUACACCGACAUUGGCAAAAAAACCAGAGAUCUUCUGUACAGAGAUUACCAGGGAGAUCAUAAGUUCACUAUUACGACUUAUUCACCUACUGGAGUUGCAAUCACAUCGUCUGGAACAAAGAAAGGCGACCUGUUUCUUGCAGAUGUCAACACUCAACUUAAAAGGAACAAUAUUACCACCGAUAUCAAAGUCGACACAAACUCUAAUCUCUCCACAACCAUCGUGGUUGAUGAACUGGCUCCUGGGCUGAAGACAAUCCUUAGCUUCAGAGUUCCCGAUCAAAGGUCUGGAAAGUUGGAACUGCAAUACUUGCACGACUAUGCUGGUAUCUCUACAAGUAUGGGGCUAACCGCAAACCCUGUUGUGAACUUCUCUGGUGUGGUUGGAACCAACAGUACCGCUAUUGGAACCGAAGUUUCUUUCGACACCAAAACCGGGAACUUCACCAAAUAUAACGCUGGAAUUAGCUUCUCAAAUGCUGACCUUAUUGCUGCUUUGACUCUGAACGACAAGUGUGAGACUCUAAACGCGUCAUACUACCAUAUUGUGAAGCCAUUGACCAACACAUCAGUGGGCGCAGAAGUGAAUCACAGCUUCUCAACCAAUGAAAACACAAUCACUGUCGGUACCCAACACGCUUUGGACCCGUUGACCACAGUCAAGGCCCGUAUCAACAACCUCGGGAAGGCAAAUGCUCUAAUCCAGCACGAGUGGAGGCCCAAGUCCCUUUUUACCAUCUCAGGAGAAAUUGACACCAAAGCUGUUGACAAGAGUGCUAAGUUUGGUCUUGCCUUGGCCCUUAAGCCAUGAUGAUUGGGGGGUUUUAUUGCCUUGGCUGUUAAGUCAUGAUGCUUUUGAUUUGAUGCAUUUCUUACAAGUACAUUUCAUAGGUUUUAGGCAAAUCUAACUUGAGCAAGUAAACACUCGAAUUUUGUUGUCCGGUUGGUUGAUUUCUUGAUGAAUCUAAUACCCUUAGUUGCA
Messenger RNA from Helianthus annuus (common sunflower), 1119 nucleotides. Its product is annotated as mitochondrial outer membrane protein porin of 34 kDa. Gene Ontology annotation, molecular function: voltage-gated monoatomic anion channel activity. Gene Ontology annotation, biological process: monoatomic anion transmembrane transport. Bases 118 to 948 code for a protein of 276 amino acids. The transcript is spliced from 6 exons. Gene Ontology annotation, cellular component: mitochondrial outer membrane. NCBI's taxonomy places the organism in Eukaryota, Viridiplantae, Streptophyta, Magnoliopsida, Asterales, Asteraceae. The record is from RefSeq and is a predicted model, not a curated record.